GUUGAAAGAAGGCUAUAAACAGUGGUCGAUUUAGAUAUGUUACUUUCCAUGUUGAUCAUCUUCAGAUUUACUUCGUGUCUAGUAUGUAUCAAAGGGGAAGUACAUGAAAAAGAAGCUGAUUCUGGCUUGUUUUGUUUCCGAAGCUGUAUUUGAUCACUAACAAGUAGCAGUUGAAAAGUUGAGCAUGGAUGCUGAGUUUCUGGUUCAGUAACGCUGCACCUUGAUGGAAGUAGAUAAGUUAGAUAAUUGCUGAUCCUUUUAAAAGGAUUGGAAGUUGGUCUAUUUGCUAACAAUCGACUCUGUUUCCAUUUAUGAGUUCUUCCUUGCAGUAGUCGAGACUGUCACAGUUUUCUGUCUUCGAUGUAGCCGUGUAUGAAGUUUUUAUAGAGAGCUUUCUGGCCUCAACUAUCCAAUUUCUAGCCGUCUGUUCUUUGGUUAGGUUUAGUUUCAUAAAACUCAUAGGAGUAAGAUGAUCGGGUGAACUUCAGUGUGUGGCUUUUGCACCUUCAUUUCUUCUAUCAUUAGUAAGAUAUAUCCAACAGCUUUGGUUCUUUUUAUUUCAGGCGUUGUGAAAUCCAAGAAAUCCUUAUGGCGACUGAAGACAUUCACAGACUUCUUUUGGGCUAUCAUCAACUUGAUUUCUGUGUUCUUCGCUACCAUGUUUUCAAUGGAAAAAUCAGAUGCUUACCGAAAAGGAUCUGGUGGUAGCAAGAAAUGGGACGGCGGAGGACCUGGAGGUCCUGGAAGUGGACCAUAUGGUGGUGGGCCGGGUGGACCGCCUAGAGGAGGACUUGACAACGUUCGAGGACUGAGGGACGUUCGUGGUGGUGAUCACAGUUCCUUGCCUGCUUGUGGCUCGUGCUGCGGCUAGAUGGAGAGAGGUGUGUCCUCUCCGAUUUCUGGUGAAUGCUUCCUUCUUGUUCAUCUUCAGGUUGCAGAAUGUAACGUACUCUACUAGGAUGGAGCGACAUGUAUAGAACUCUGAAGAUAUAUACGCGGCCUGUCUGUUUGAAUGUAAAAGUUCUUAUUUUUCGGCAUAACUACUUAUCCAUCAUUCCAUCUGAACAACUUAAUAAUUAGCUUCCUUUGUACUUGUUUGUUUUGUAUGUGGAGAACCAUCGGAAUCUCUUGGACCCUGACAAUUGACAAACAAGUGACCUGUGUAAUUUGAUUCAGUUUUUUAGGUUAACGACGUGGCCUGCUGAAUGAACCUUUACAACUUGCAAGGUAGCCAUUGAUUGCAGAGUACUUCAGAUUUAGGCCAAGACAUUAGCAAUAACAGCAUUUAGGCCAAGACAUUGCCAUGCCAUCAUGUCAUGGUUGACGCCCGCUUGAUCAUUCCAUGUUCGCCAUGGU
This is a messenger RNA of Linum tenue, 1356 nucleotides long. The record is from the annotation of a GenBank genome assembly. NCBI's taxonomy places the organism in Eukaryota, Viridiplantae, Streptophyta, Magnoliopsida, Malpighiales, Linaceae.